UGGUACCGAAUGGACGCAUUGGCACUUGGAGACAAUGGCGACCAACCUGCCCUUCUUAUAUCAGUGGAUAUCAAAAACCUUUUUGACGGAAUUAUGUUUAGUCACCGGUAUACCAGUUGGGUUCAAGUAGAAGAUGCUCUAAGUCAGCUGGAAUCAGCAACUCAUACACAUUAUGUAAUCAAAAAGUGCAUACGGGACCAUGAAUCUCAGGAUUUGAAGUACAAAUUAGUAGUCUUUCGUUGUACAUAUAGCAUGAAGCGAAAAACUAGAGGUUCAGGUUUACGCGUCAAACCUGCAAAAUACACCGGUUGCCAAUCUGGCUUUCGUAUACGCUACAAGGAGGACGAGUUUAUCAUUUCUUCCGCGAAAACAGUUCACAAUCACAGAUGUGAAAAAAGUCUUAUGAUAGGUGAUCCAUAUUUUAGACGCCUGUCCGGGGAUGAAAAGGAGAAUAUUGCACCAGUUGUGAAGACUACAUCUGAGGUUGCUGAUGUUUUGGAAUAUGCUGAAGAGAAUUUUAAUAAAGUUUUGACGAGCACAGAUGUGUAUAAUUUACGUAAGGAUGUGAGACCAG
Messenger RNA from Trichobilharzia szidati, 574 nucleotides. Lineage: Eukaryota; Metazoa; Platyhelminthes; Trematoda; Strigeidida; Schistosomatidae. The record is from the annotation of a GenBank genome assembly.